AUGUCUAGAGUUCGUAUUUUGAACUUACCAAAUGACUGUACGGAACAACAAUUAAGGGAUUUCAUAGCCAAAGACCUUCCUACGGGAUCCCCAUCUGUCGAAAUUACUGACGUUCUUAUAAAGCGAUUUAAUCCCCCUUCGCGCAUGGCAGGGGAGAAGAACAAAUUAAUUGGCAAGGAGCAGCCUCCACUUGGAAAAAUACGGAUGGCUUUUGUGGGAUUUAAGACUUCUGCGGCAGGGCGCUUCAUUGCUAAGUACUUUCACAACUCAUAUUUUCGAAGUAGCCGUAUCCACGUUGAACUAGCAAAAGGUUUAAACGAUCCCGGAUUGACAACUAAUGCAAAAAAGAACUUAGGAUCCCUAGAACAAGGCCACACUCCGAAGCAUGAGGGCCUUACGACUGCAUCUGCCACGAAGCGCCGACGAGAUGAGGCUGCAGACGGCAAAUUCACUUCGGACGACGCUAAAAUUACAUCAUCAAUAAAUGCAAAAAAAACUAAGGUAGAGGAAGGUAUGUGUCAUGAUGUGAGUGUAUCAAAAGAAAAGAAGGAUGUUCGUAGAACUGAGUUUGUUGAUGAACGCAUAAAAGCUACAGAAGGUCCGUCGUGGGCGGCAGAAGUACUCGUUCCUAGCAGCGGGAAUACUUGGACUACAACAGAAAAACUUCUUGAUAAUACGGCUACAGUCGGCGGCUCUGGCAUGGCGGAUAUUUAUCCUGUAGAAGUAAGCGAAGAAGAACGGAAAGCACUAGAAAGGCAGCAAGCGCUGGGUGAUGUGGAGGACACAGACUUUCUUAACAAUAUAACCGCACCAGUUGAAUCUGAUCUUCCCUCAGCCUCCUCUAAUUCACACAAAAUGACAGAAAAUGCCGUGGACGAAAACAGGUUGCACAGUGCGUGCAUCGAAAAUGCUGAUAGAGAUGAAGAGAAUCCAAGCGAUAAAGAAGCCAAGAUUGCACGGAAAUCUCGCCGUGUCCGCAUCACUAACAUACCAUACUCUGCGACCGAAGAAAAUAUAAAACAAUUCACGUCUUCCCUUGUGGGUCCAGUGGAGGCGGUUCAUAUACCACUCACGAAGGAUACGAGGCAAAGCAAAGGCUCCGCCUUUGUGCGAUUCUGUAAGGAAGAAGAUGCACUACGGGCUUUGAGUUUGUGUAAUGGGGUCAUUUUUAUGGGCAGGUUGUUGCGGGUCAAUGCCGCUGAGGAGGAUCCACACAGCAAGCGCGUCAUCGCGCGCGAGGCUCAGCGUGCCGCCGGUGCUCCAAUCACGCGCGACGAUAGCGCGGGUAAUCAUCUAGGAAGCUCCUCCUUCAAGGUUAGCAAGGAAAUGGAACGUCAUACAAGGGGCGUGUAUUCUACCGACGCGUCGGUCUCAUGGAACGCGACGUAUAUGAAUGCGCACACAGCAGUGGAUGCCGUAGCGCAACGUAUUGGUCUUCGCUCCGAGGACAUCGUUGCGGUAACAAGUAAAGGGGCAGCGGUGCGGGCUGCGAUUGCUGAGGCUCAUCUCACGAAUGAGGUCCGCCAGGUAUUCAGUGAUGAAGGCGUCAACUUUGAUCUCCUUGAGUCAUCUCAGCACAACCUUCUAAAGCCGCGUAGUAACACAACCAUUCUGGUGAAAAACUUGAGUCUUAAGCAACCACAGGAUGUCGUGGAUCUGACGCAGCUUUUUCUUAAGUUUGGUGCGUUGGAGGCAACCGUCUUUCCAUCUUCGGGAGCCUUUGCCCUGUUCCGGUACCUCCACCCACAAGACGCCCGCAUUGCCUUUUCCAGAUUGGCUUUCAAGCCAUUUAGGAACACACCGUUGUUUUUGGAAUGGGCACAGAUUGGUAGUAUCGUAGAGGAUGCGGAUGAGAUGGGGAUUGAUCCAAAUUGUGAGACCAAGCAUCACGAAACGCUCGGGGAAGAUGGUGAAGGAGCCAACGCGGGUGCUACCGCCUCCGAUGCCCAGACACUAUCCUCGAAGACAACAGUGUACACCCUCUUUAUCACAAACAUUCCAUUCAGUGCCACGGAAGAUGACCUCCGCGACUUCCUUGUGGACAGCUGCCCACGCCUGGCCAGACGCGCCACAGAACUCAUCCAGCGCCUCGUACACCAGCGGGAGCUCGGUCGUGCUUUCCUGACAGUUCCAGAUGCAAGAACCUUCACGUAUUGUUUGACUAAGCUGAAUGGUAGCACCUUCGAUGGGCGUACCCUCUCUUGUGUCGCGAGCAAACAAUCAUCCCUUGCUCUUGGAAAAGGACAGGCUGACAAUAUCAAAUACUAUCGAAACACUGGUGCUAAUGAAAUGGGAUCUGGUGAAUAUGCAGAAAAGGAUGAAGAGCACGAUCUUUCCAAGGUAAAAUCAGUCGUCGCAUCUCGCAAAAUGGAACAGUCUAGCAGUGGCAGCGGUGGUCCCAAGGUCCCGCCCGGCUGCGACCCGUGCAAGAUCGUCGUGAAGAAUCUGCCUUUUGAAGCAACCGAACAGGAUGUACGCGAUCUCUUUUCGGCAUUUUCCGAAGUUCGCAGUGUGCGCGUGCCUCGAAAGAAUAACAACUUUACGUCGCACCGUGAGAACAAUCAUCGUGGGUUCGCCUUUGUUGAAUUUCUGUCCGAAGCUGAGGCGGCGCGUGCAUUCGUGUUGGGCUCUACGCACUUAUAUGGAAGACAUCUAGUUCUUCAGUAUGCAAAACUCGAGUAA
This is a messenger RNA of Phytomonas sp. EM1, 2682 nucleotides long. The record is from the annotation of a GenBank genome assembly. Lineage: Eukaryota; Euglenozoa; Kinetoplastea; Trypanosomatida; Trypanosomatidae.